GCCCGGCCCCUGCGGGCAGCGCUCGGCGGGCAGCGCUCGGCGGGAGGCGGCAGCCGGGGCGCGCCCCGCUGCGGGGCCGGCGCCUGCCGGAGGAAGUGUUUAUCGAUACUGUUCUUUGCCGGAACAUCAAGAUCUACAGAGACUCUUGAGACACAGAAGCUGCAUUCGGCACAGAUGCCAGCCUUCUCCAAGAGGCAGCCUCUUCAUCCCCAGUGACACCAGCUCCCGCUAAUAUCAUGGGACCAGACAGUGGCUUCCUCAGCAGUGGACGGGUCCAUGUCAUCCUGUGGGGUAGCUUGGCAGCUGUGACAACGCUCUUAUUCCUCACCUUCCUCAUCUUUCUCUGCUCCAGCUGCAACAGGGAAAAGAAGUCCAAACAUCAGAAUGGAGAUCACGAAAAUCUGAUGAGCGUGCCUUCCGAGAAGGAGGUGUUCAGCCACUCCAUCACCAGCUCCGCCACGGAGCCGCCACCCAGCAGUGAGCAGAACGGAGCACUCAGCAAUGGUGACGUGCUCUCAGAGGACAGUACAACUGCCUGUAUCCAGCCUUACGAAGAAGUACAAACAUCUAUUUCUGAUCUGCUAGAACAGGAUAGUCUUGGGAAAUCCUUAAAAUGCCACCAGAGCCGGGAACUACCCAGUAUUCCACCUAACAAUACCAUGGAGACCAUCAUCUCAGCUAGGAAUGCUGAAAACGAUCAAGGUCUCGGCAUGGAAGGGCCUUACGAAGUCUUGAAAGACAGCUCCUCUCAAGAGAACAUAGUUGAAGACUGCUUGUAUGAAACUGUGAAGGAAAUCAAAGACGUCGGAGCAGCAGCCAACGUGGAAAGAAGCUGCAGCAGAAAGUCAGCGGCUUCAAUGAUGGUUACUGAAGGUCAGGAUCAGAUUCCUGAGCGCAGAGUUGAAUCAGCGGAAUACGCAUCUGUUGACCGAAACAAAAAAAGUCGCCAAAGUGCUAAUUCUGAAAGCCCUCUUGACAACACGCCGGACGUAGAGGAUGAGCUGCCUCCUCCGGUACCCAUGAAACUUCUUGAUGAGAAUGAGAAUGUGCAAGAGAACGAAGUGGAUGAAGGAGAAGGGACAGAAGGAGCAAGUAAACCAGAGAAGAGGCUUAGUUCGAUGUCUUACAAGUCUCGAGAGGAAGAUCCAUCUCUUACAGAAGACGAAAUCUCAGCGAUGUACUCGUCGGUCAGCAAGCCAGGACAGGCCAUCAGGGCAAUGGAUUCUCCUUACACCUGUAUUCAAGAAAUCACAUCUCAGAGGUCCCCGUCUGUUUGCAGCGGCCUCUAUGCAAGCGUGAAGGACUUUGAGAACACCCUCAGUGCUACCACUGUGCCUCAGUCGGCGGGCAGACCCAACGGGGAGCUGGAGCCUGACUAUGAAGCAAUCCAGGCAGUGAGCCAAGACGAAGACAGGACCUUGUCUGUGCCUCACACAAACCACAUUGCUCUGUCGGGAGAGAAUGACUAUGAGAGCAUAGGGGACUUGCAGCACCACAGGGAUGUCACCAGACUUUAACUACUCCGGCAGCCGGGUUUCAGCCUUUGUGUUCUCUGCUGGUUUAAAAGGAAUACAUGAAACAAGGAGAGGGAAGUGCUUCUCAUUUUGAGGAGCAAAGCUAUGUGCAAAAGGUGUGAAGAAGCCAUGUACGUUUCAAGCCAGCGGAUGGUAUCUAUGGGUGAUUCUGGGCGGUGGACAGAAGCUCAAAGGAAGGUUAAUUUUUAUUGUUGGCUUUUUAUUGCUAGUUCCUAGAUAGCCAGAAUUCAGGAAGGAGCACUGUGUUUGUCAUCCUGAUGGGGUUACAUACCAAAAAGACUGCCUUUACGCAAAGCUAGCUUUUCAUUUUAGAGGAUUAUUUUGUGUCAGUUGCUUCUAUGUGUUUUUCAAGAAUCAUUUUUCAUCCAAGUUCAGGAAUCCACUGAGCAACUCGCAGACUGCCAUGCCUCAGUCAGGAGGACUCUGAGGGCUGGGGAAGGUGUGCAAACCUCUGUCUGGGAGCUCUAAUUCAGCCUGGUAGGACGGUGAGGGUUGAGGCGGGGUCAGAAUUCCUAUUUCAUUGUCAUUGCAACUGAAGUGUAAGCAAAAGGUACUUCAUAUCACAAGGGACAUAAUGCACAUGUGCUUGAAUUAAUUCCAUAGACUUUUUUUCCUUCCUUCCUUCCCUUCCCUUCCCUUCCUUCCCUUCCCUUCCCUUCCCUUCCCUUCCCUUCCCUUCCCUUCCUUCCCUUCCUUCCCUUCCCUUCCCUUCCCUUCCCUUCCCUUCCCUUCUUUCCCUUUGCUUUUUGCAGGUCAGGGGCUGUAGAAUAUGACUUGCAUUAUUUGAGAUGCGUACUGGUAUUUUUAGGGUAUUCCAUUUAAUUAUUUGUGAAAUAGAGCUUUAAAAUGGCAAAUAGCCCCCUUAGCAUUCUUGCUCUAUUUCCCCAACAUGCUAACACGUACCUGCACAUACACAUGCAAUACAUGGUCAUGUUGCAGAAGGUUGUACAAAUGAAUGUUACCACAAUGUUUAGUCUCACCGUAAUAGUCUUGACUCAUCUAUUUUUAAGACUUGCAGUAUUUUAGUAUGUUUGACUAGUGCAUUACAUAGGAAAUUUUUUGUACUGUGUUGAGUGGAUGAUAUUUUCAUUUUUACCACACAUUUUCAUCUUCAAAGCUUUUGUAGGUUAUCUUACUGCUUUGUGUCAUGAGAGGAAUCCUGUUCUUUCUUUGGGUUUUAUUUGUUUUUGCUGUAUAUCUUUUUCCUAUUUUAGAAGUAUGUAAAAGAACAAAUCCUACUUUAUUACGCAGGGUUGAGGAUCACGCCUUGCUGUUUUCAAGUUCAAGAUAAUGGAGUGUGUAUAAAAGAACACUGACAGAAGGCCAAAAAAGAAGGCAGGAGAGUGUAUUUUGUGUCCAUCAGUCACUGGUCAUCCUUGUUCCUCAGCUGGAAGGAGCAGGAGAGUCAGUACUGCUGGGACCAAGGACUUGUUGGGGCUCUGACAAGCGGUUGGAAAGCCACUGUCUUUCCAGAGGUACGAAAUUACUCAGUUACUGUUGAAAACAGAGUACAGUUCUGAGAUGAAAUAAGCAGGUACUGGACUGAUAUUCUUGUUUUCUUCAAGAAUAGCACAACGAACGGUACAGUAAGACAAGAGUAGCCCAGCAGUAGGGAAUAUGCAUUAUAUUAUAUGCAUCUGUACACAGUUAUGUGUACAUUUGUGCGUAUCCCUGUGUAUGCUCACAUGCACAGGUGCUUUGUAAACAGGCAUAAUCUGUAGUCCAGACUUGGUACCCUUCACAUAACGUUCACAUAGGUACUAUUGGCAUGUGCUUGAAGGGUAGUUUAUUUUAAUGCAAGAUAAACAGUACUUAAACAGGGAUUGUCUCAUUCUGUAUCAGCCUAGCAUGGGUUUAGCUUGGGUUCAGUUGGUACUGAGGUUUGAUGCAUGAGGUUGAGUCCUUCUCAGACCACUGGCCAGUGCACAAUGCUUGGUACUAUAAAGGGCAAACACAGCUCUGGUACACACGCUUCCUAGAAGUAAGCUUAUGACUGGUUGAGGUGCAGUGGUUUAUAGAUGCUGACUGUAAUGAGCAUGGCGAGGUGAGGUGACACACCUGGGCCAGGCUCCUCCUUGGAGUGAUGCCAUGCAGCCCAGUCUGCAUUUGCCUUGUUCUUGGUUGUGCUGCCGUGCUUCCACAGCUGCAUCCUAUGCUUCCACCUCACUGCAGUGCUUUUUAAAGCUGACUUUGGUCUUCCUUUCCUGUCAGUGUUCCCUUCAAUGUGAAUUUGUGAAGUUCAUCUUUGACUGUUCUCUCCUCCUGCUUUACACUGUUUAAGGCCAAAGAGAAAAUGCCUCGCAUUUCAGAAGAUCUGUGCCGAGUUUGAGACUCUCUGGAGACAGCUACGUGUUUGCUCUUUGCUCCCUGUUCUCUGUAUGUUGUCCUCAGUCUGACUCCUGCAGCAUAGCAGGAGCCAUACCCCACUCCUGAGGUUCCCACACACAUCUCAGGAUGCAGUUAUCCUUUAAGGACUGUCUUACUUUUUACAUGGAUGGCUGCUUUUGGAGAAACGGUAGCAACAUGAGUUUUGUCAGGUUCAUCAGAUGCAAUUACAUGAGCAGUUUAAAGAUCAAAAAAUAAUAGCAAUUAACAAUAGCAAAGUAAAACAUGGAGGUCCAGAUUGCAAAAUUUUAACCUGCAAAUGAGAAAAUAAAGCAUCACUUUCAGUGUAAACCCCACCAAUAGCACUGAGUCCAAGGAAGAAGGGCCUGCCUGCUCGUAUUCACUGUCCUUUGGAGCAGAACCAGGAGUGCUGGAUGGGAGGAAGGGCAGUGAGGCUCAGCCACUUCCUUCCUUUCUUUCCCCUGUUGGGAAAUGCUUUGUCCGCUCCCCCCUCAGCCUCCAGCUCUUGGCAGGUGACAGCAUUCAGUCCUGACAGCAUUCAGUCCCAGCUUCCAUCCCUGUUCUGUGAUCGGGAUUCAGACUCAGGUCAGGCCAGUUUCCUCUGAACUCCCCACAGGAGGACUUGCUUCCAGCCCCACGGACCCUCAGCCUGCUCAGGCUCAGGCUUUGGGCUGCUACGUGCAUGGCUGCCCUCACCUCCAAACCCACCAAGCCAUGAAGGGGAUUGCCUCCUGAACAAGGACAGGUGAGGAGUUAUAUCCCUGCAAUCUCCAUGGUGUAGUCUAAUGCUAAGGAGGAAUUUUAGAAUUUAGUCCAACAUAAAUUUUUAGAAUUUAGUCCAACAUUCUGAAACAAAAAGUGACAUCACUUGACAAAAAAACUUAGCUUUCGUUUCCUCUCACCAGAAGUAAGAUCUGCUCUUUGGCUGCUAUUGCCAUGGUUCCUUUUCACUAGUAUACUGGAUGGAAAGAUUUUUCCAGCAGCAAUCUUCAAAUACAUCAGUUUUACUGGAAAGAAAGGGGACUUUCUUCUACUUAUCUCUUCAUUGCCAUUUGUUUCAUUUUCACCAUAAUCUCAAGUAAAAAGUCAAUGUGCCGAAUGAAGUAUUUGUUACAUGAUGAUCUUUCCUGGGACAACUUCACAGUUUGGUUUGUUAGCAUAACUGUUCAAGAAACUCACACUUUGAUGUAGUAAAACUGCAAUGUCGUUGUACUUACACUACUGAAAAGAUCGUUUCUGAUUCCCUUCUGGGAACAGGUAGAAAUAAGACAUGGAGUUUGGAUGUCUCUUCCCUGAACCUGUCUCCUGUGGGACUUCCAGGCACGCGCUGAAGCCAGCAGUCCCUUUCUGCAAUGACGAGUUCAGAAUUGCUUUCUCAGUCUGAGUGAAACAUUUGUUUAAGGAUAUCUGUGCAUGGGCACGAACAUAAUUACAGCAGCUAGAUCAGCUAUAGUGCCUUUUUUACCAAGUACUUCCAUGCUCUUUUUCCACACUGUGUUUGUUUGACACAAAACCAAAAAGAGUGUUUCUUCCAUUUAUCUGUGGGGGAAACAGCUUUGGAAACAGUUGGAAACAGCUUUACAGUCAAGACACAUCAAAUGCACUGGACCUCAGUUAGCCUCAGCUUAGCAAUAGCCUCUCAUAAACUUCCUCUAGAAAGCCCAGCGAUGUAGCUACAAUAACUAAGCUUUGCAAUAAGAAUGAUCAAUCUUCUUUUGAAGAACCUACGUCGUUCAACAGUGAGGAUUCAGGGAGAUGUGGUCUGUGGCCAUGUCAACUGUGAACAAUUGGCAGCUUCAGUCUCUGUACUGGCAUCAAUUACAGGCUUGCUGGUAUGCAGCAGGCCUUGCAGGGUGGGGGAACUGCAGAGAGGAACGGGUGCUGGGGCUUGGGUCCAUCAGUCACACAAAGCUGGGCCAUCCCAAAAAGCAGCUGGCUGAGGGUCAGCCACCUUGUUCCUUAAGCCCUCUUGUACUGUGCCUCCAGGGAACCCAUCUUGCCGGGAUUCCUCUGGGCUCUGUACUUCUCCAUGGCUCCCUGAACAGCUCCCCUCGCUUGUCUUGAUCAAAAUUCUGUAUACACGGUGCUCUCUGUUCAACCUUUCAAUGGUGCUUUUAUACGAUGCUGGAUAAAUAGGUUCAAUGUGCUUUCUGAAAGCUGACAUGUAAAGUUGUGACACAGUGUUCUCUCUAGCAUUUUCUACUUCACAGAAUUCAGUGUUAACUGUGUUGCUCUGCAAAUGGCUGUCAGUGCUUCCCCUGUUUCUUGCUCACUCUGUGCAGAACUGUCACGCAUAGCAAGCCCACGUUGGGUGGUAGAGUUCAAAAGCAGCCACUCAGGUGGAGUGCCUUGGCCUGAGAGCUGUUAGACGUGUGGCAGUGUGCAGCAUGGGGCUGGAAACAGCACAGAUCCCUGCUGAAGGGCUUUCUUCUCUCAGUGUGUAUAUACAUUUGUUUGCACAAUAACUAUAAGUCUGUUUCAGCAACAAACGAUUUAAUUUGGACCAAAUGCCAAACAGGGAUUUCUGUUCUUUGGUACUUUAAUAGCAGUUAUUUCAGAACAGCGUUAUUUAUUUAGGUUGGAACAUGCCUUAAUAAGGCUGGUGGAUGCUUCACAAGUAACGUGGUGUGUGUGUAGUCCAUUGAGAAUUAGACUGCUGAAAGGUAUUCAGUCUGACGGCUGCUUCUGAGGUCACAUGCUGAAGACUUCCAAAAGCAAAUCUCUUCCUGGUAGCAGGGCACAUAAUUGCUAUCAAUAUGUCUUCAUACACUUGUGCUGAAGUUGAUUUGUAGAGUCUCUUUGGAAUGGUCAAGACUGAAGAUAUUGCCGGAACAUAUCUCAGCCUCAAAAAAAACCCAAAAACAGGCAAACCCAAAAACAACAAAUAAACAAGCAAACAGCACAAAAGUAUUUUUAUAUUCCUUGCUACUCAGCCAGAUAUCAACUUGUUGAGGAUUAUGCUGAGAAGAGGCACUGUGGAUGGAGCAUCACAGAGAUGAAAGCAGUGGGUGCCUUUUUUUCCAGGAGAGAGAUCCCCAUUUGGUUGAGUGAAUAUGAAAGAUCCCAUGCUCAGCAUUCAUAUACCCUCAACAAAAAGCAUUAAACAAAUUAAUUGCCUACUUCUCAUCAAUUAUGUUAGGAUAUCAUUUACCCUACACUGCUCUUCCAUAUGGACGACAGAAGGAUGAAAGCUUUAUUCUGAUGCUCAGAGUGAGCCUGCAAACCCAGAGAAGAGCAUUUACUGGCAGAGCAGGUAUAUUCUAUUGUAGCAGCCUGGAAGAAAGCCUUCAAAGAGGCAGGGACAGGUCCUCGGUGCCCCACCGAGGUUGAAAACUGGAUGACUUCACUGAAAAAUAAUUAUUUGUAAAAGAUGAGGUGCAGGAUUAGACCCUAAAAGCUUAGGAGAUGUUUGGUUUGGUGCUGGGUACUUUGCUUUGUAUUUUCAGUGAAAUGAAUUUUCUCAGUGGACUGAUACAACCUCCAUAGGAACAACAAGAAAGGCAGAGUUUGGUAUGUGGAUGUUUAUCUCCAAUAGCUGUUACUAAAAACCCGUCUCGGUAGAAUUCACUUUAAAUUGGGUGCUAGAGGAGCUUCAGCACAAACUGUAUGGAACAUUGCCUACUUAGAACAUAGUGGAUAAGAAUUUGUAAUUACAGACGCUUGUUUAUUUUAACCAUUGUUUUAUAAUGGGAAAACUUUAUUAGCAGAGUGGUUUUCUAGCAAUAUUCUCUCAAGGAAAGUUCUAGCAGCAGAUUGUGCUUUCAGGACAGCUGUUUGAUUUUCUGGUCACUGAAGAAGAACUUCAGCCAUCCUCUAACCAGCAUGACCUUCUGAACAGAGAGGAUUAGAUCUGGCUCUGGCUAUCACAGAGCGGAUACGGUUAAAUAAGCUGUGCAGUUCAGCUCUGAAGGUAGCAAGAGCAGUUGAAAGAAAUGACUGUAAUAUAUAAACCUGGAGUCAGUGCAUGCAGACUUCCAAGCUGGCACUGCUGAGCCUUGUUUGCUACACGAUUGGUUAUUUGGCUUGCUACCUUUUCAAAAUCAAUAUGGUUUUAUUAACAGCACUGCAGACACCAAAAUGCUGUAGUAUUGCAGAAUGUAUGCUCCAUAAAUUGCAGCUUGACUGUAAUUGCUGGGCUUAUGCUACUGUCAGAGCAGCUCAGAGCCAGCACUAAGUUGCAUUUUGUAAAGUGAUAAAUGCCACGACAUUCCCUUCAGUGUUUUGUAGGAGUACACACAGGUUGAUGUAAUUUAGUCAUACCCUUAAUUCAAAGAAUCUUCAUCUGAUAACUUCUAGCCAAACCAGCUUUUGGCUGCUGAAAGCACAGUAGGUUAUUAUGGUUAUUUACAGUGAACGUAGAUGAGUUUUAUGUAAAUAUGUCAGGAGAAAAAAAAAAAAGUUACUUAAACGUAUGAGGCCGUUAUCUAAAAGUCAGAACGUAGGUCAAUGAGAUAAAAUGCAGCUUUCAUUUAUGUACAGCAGUAUCCUAAUAUUUGCUUCUUUACAUGGAGGGGGUGGGGGUUGGAAGUUAAGAUUCUGGACUGUAUUCUCUGGAAGCAUUUUGGAUUGGCUCUGCUAUUUUCUCCAGUUCAUGUAUUUGCAAAUACCUUUUUGGAUUGAUUGGCAACCCGUGUCAAUUAUGUCAAAUGAGAGAUGCUACGUUGCGGUGAAAUCAGUUGAAUUAUCCCGGGAAAACACAUUGGGUUGGAAUCUCUAUAAAGAUCCAGUCGGCAGAUGGAAUAAAACACAAUAAAUAAGAUUUGUCUUUUUUUUUUUCUUUUUUAAA
Molecule: messenger RNA, 8667 nt
Organism: Coturnix japonica (Japanese quail)
Lineage: Eukaryota; Metazoa; Chordata; Aves; Galliformes; Phasianidae
Gene: PAG1
Product: phosphoprotein membrane anchor with glycosphingolipid microdomains 1
Biological process (GO): intracellular signal transduction; negative regulation of T cell activation
Cellular component (GO): plasma membrane; membrane raft
Molecular function (GO): SH2 domain binding
Source: RefSeq, a predicted model, not a curated record